AUGAUCUCAACUGAUAAUCACCUGGGCUACAAGGAAAACGACAGAGUCAGAAGCAACGACUCAUUCUUGGCCUUCUAAGAAGUCUUAGCUACAGCAAAUGGAACACCAAAUUUAGACUACUUGCUUCUUGGCGGUGACUUGUUUCACGACCAUAAGCCAUCUCGAAAGACAUUCUUCAAACUGCAGCAGAUGAUGAACUAAUAUGUGUUUGGAGAGCAGAACAUUUAGUUUUAGACUUACUAGUAUAAGGAGGCUAACUACAACAAUGAGAAUCUGAGUGUCAAGCUGCCCAUAUUUAUCAUUCAUGGCAAUCAUGAUGAUCCCUCUGGUCUAGAGUACCUGUCUAACAUCGACCUCAUGAAUUCCAAUAACUAUGUCAAUUACUUUGGGAAGGUAACUAACAUUGAAGACAUCGAAGUGGUGCCAAUCUUGUUUGUAAAAGGCUAGACUAAAUUAGCGCUUUAUGGCAUUGGGAACAUGAAAGAUGAGAGAUUGAAUAUUGCCUUUGAGAAUAAGAAAAUCAAGUUUAAGAGGCCUCUGAACAACAAAGAUGACUGGUUCAACAUUUUAGUUCUUCAUUAGAACAAGUACAAAGGAAUGCACUUGGGCAUGAAUCGUAGAAACUCGCUCACUGAGGGCAUGAUUCCUAAGUUCAUUCAUUUGGUGAUCUGGGCGCAUGAACAUGAAUCCAUUCCUACCCUUACUGAAUGCCACGAGAACGGAGUCCAUUUCCUUUAGCCUGGCUCUACUGUUGCCACCUCUCUUAUCCAAGCUGAGUCUAAGGACAAGCACUGCUUUUAUCUUUAAGUUUACAAGACUUCAUUCAAGGUGCAAGCACUCAGACUUUAGAAUAUCAGGCCUUUCAUAUUUGAAAACAUAGAACUUAGCAGAGUCCAACCAACAUUAGACCCUAGAAAUAACGCCUAAAUUGAAGAUUAUCUGAUUAAGAAAAUAGAGUCAAUGCUUGCCAAAGUUGAUGCAACGAACAAGAUAGAUGAGUUGAAGCUGCCACUAAUCAGACUCAAGAUAGAGCAUUCAGGGUUUCCUGUCUUCAGAUCCAAGAAACUCAACGACUACUUUACUCAGAGGAUUGCUAACAAUCAGGACUUUUUGCAUUUUCACAAGAAAUUAGACAAACUUAGCAGUUAUUAAAACGGCUAUAACAACGGUGAUGGAGCAUCUAAAUCAAUGACUGGAGGCACUCAAGAUGUGAAUCUGAUGGUGAGUGGUCCAGGACUGCCAGGAAUAGACGAUGAUGAAAAUUAGUCCUUGCUUCAGUCAAUCUUCAAACGCAAGAUGGCUGGAGAGAUCGAGAGAUAUGUAAACAGCGGUGACGCUCAUAGACUUGAGUUGUUCUUUGAUAAUGAAGUGUUUAAGAGAUCUUACAAAGACCUGAACUCAGCUUUUCAAGAGAUGUUUAAUUAGGACUAGGAUGAAGUGAUUGACACCAGAGACACUUUUCAGUAGAAUGAUAUGGAGUAGAUAGAGCAGUAGAGACAUACGUAUCAGAGUCUGAAGAGAUCAAACUAUGAUCAGAGAUAGAACAAAACUAGUGUGGGUGGGAAUGGAUAAAGUGAAACAGCCAGUGCUUCUAAAGCUGCCAAUGCUAGUGUCCCUGGAAAUAUGUUCUAAAUUGGCAGAUACACAAGCACUCUUGGAAAUUAAAGCGUCAUCAGACAAAUUAUUAGUUAGAAAAACGAAUAAGCAAAAGAAUAGUACUUGUAAGAAAAGCAAGAUUUUGAUAGUAUAUUUGGAGAUACCAAUAUCAACCCUAAUCUAAAUAGUGCUGCUGUAGCUAGUGACUCAAAUAACAAUCAAAGGAAUACCUCAGGAAAAUAAAUUAAAGAAUAUGAUAUGGAUGAUGAUUUGGAUAUUCGCAUCGAUGAUAAAAAGUUUUGA
Molecule: messenger RNA, 1899 nt
Organism: Stylonychia lemnae
Lineage: Eukaryota; Ciliophora; Spirotrichea; Sporadotrichida; Oxytrichidae
Source: the annotation of a GenBank genome assembly